CCUGUUUUCCACGUAGACAUUCAGUCCUCGGACUUCUGAACAGAAAAUCGAACCAAAAAAUGUACUCUCUGGCCAUUUUUGCCACCCUAAUUGGCACCAUCCACAGUGCCAAUAUUCUAGGUGUGUUUAUGUACCCAUCCCCCAGCCACCAAGUCGUGUUUCAACAAAUCUGGCAAGAACUCUCUCUUCGUGGCCACCAAGUCACUGUGGUAACCCCAAACCCUCUGAACAACUCCACCUUAACCAACCUAACCGAAAUCAGUGUCAAUUUCAUCUACGACGAAGUCGCUAGUUUCAUCUAUGAAGACCAUUCGAGCCCUUAUAAAGCCACAGAAACCUACUACAACACCUUACACUUGAUUGCAUGGAAGGAACUCAAUAGCCCUCAGUUCCAGAAACUGAUCCGGGACCAAACCAAGUCCUACGAUUUGAUCCUAAUCGAGUAUGUACACCCAGUAAUGUACGCUCUAAUGCACAGGUUCCAAGCACCCGUCAUUGCGAUAGCAGCGUCUGAAAUACCCAGCGCUUCGUACGACGCUGUUGGUAACCCAAACCACCCCAUUUUGUAUCCAGAGCCGAUCCUGAAUUUCACCCCAGCGCGGCUAACUCUAUGGGAGAAAUGCCAGAGUGUGUUGUUCUUCGUCUGGAGCAAAAUCUACUACCACAAUACCGUGGUACCACACGCCCACGAAACGGCAAAGAAAAUUUUCGGGGAAGAUGUUCCUUAUAUUGGGGAUCUGGAAAGAAAUGUCAGUAUGUUCUUUAUCAACAGGAACUUGUUGUUGAAUCCUCCUAGAGCCAACGUGCCUGCGAUUGUAGAAAUUUCACCCAUUGAUACCACGCCACCUAAAACUUUACCCAGAGACUUGCGAAAAAUUUUGGACGAAGCUAGAGAAGGUGUGAUCUAUAUUAAUCUACACGGUGUGACUAGUGCAAAAUUUAACAAAAAACGGGUUACUAUUUUGCAAGCUUUGUCUGAGCUACCAUACAAGAUUCUAUGGAAGUGGGACUACGACCAAGAGACACCGUCAAACAUUGUCGUGCGAAAAUCAAUCCCGGAGAGGGAUCUUCUAGCUCAUCGCAAUGUCAAAGCAUUCGUCACUGAGGGUGACAUCCACUCCAUAGAAGCAGGAAUUUCGAACGAAGUACCGCUAAUAAUCGUCACGUUUAUGCAAAACAAACCCUCGAACGUCAAGAGGGUCCUCAAACUAGGUAUUGGCGGAAAAAUCAACCUGGACACUCUAACGAAGACCAAGCUGAAGAACAUUGUCGUCAAAGUUGCUGAAACAAGAUCAUAUAGAACUAAAAUUAAAGAAGCUAAGAAUAUUUUGUUGGAUAAACCCAUGACGGGGCUGGAGAGUGCCGUUUGGUGGUCGGAAUAUGUUAUUAGGCAUAAAGGGGCGAGGCAUAUGAGGAGUUUUGCUGUCGAUAUGCCCAUGUACAAGUAUCUUCUGUUGGAUGUUAUAUUGUUUUUGGUUCUUUUGGUUACUUUGUUUCCGUAUCUAUGUUACUGUGUUGUCGUCAAAGUGGUGAAGAAAUUGAUGAGUAAAAAGAAAUCUGCAGAGAAAGAAAAGAAAAAUUAGAUAGUAGUUUGAGUUAUGUUGUAGUUGAGUUUGUAGUAAGAAAUGUGUGGAUGGGUUUAGGGAGUAUACAAUAAUAUGUGUUAUGACAA
Zophobas morio is the source of this 1672-nucleotide messenger RNA. Its product is annotated as UDP-glucosyltransferase 2-like. Lineage: Eukaryota; Metazoa; Arthropoda; Insecta; Coleoptera; Tenebrionidae. The record is from RefSeq and is a predicted model, not a curated record. The coding region runs from base 60 to 1583 and encodes 507 amino acids. Gene Ontology annotation, molecular function: UDP-glycosyltransferase activity. The transcript has 4 exons.